Messenger RNA from Penaeus indicus, 2151 nucleotides. RefSeq names its product mitotic spindle assembly checkpoint protein MAD2B-like (gene PolZ2). The transcript has 6 exons. NCBI's taxonomy places the organism in Eukaryota, Metazoa, Arthropoda, Malacostraca, Decapoda, Penaeidae. Gene Ontology annotation, cellular component: zeta DNA polymerase complex. Bases 227 to 880 code for a protein of 217 amino acids. The record is from RefSeq and is a predicted model, not a curated record.
GACUUCCGCUGCAGUCGAACGCGGCGUUGUUUGUUGUGGUCAGCUGAUCGAGGAAGCGAUGGCCAGGCGGACGAGAACAGCUGAUUCCACUUCAAGAACAGCUGAUUCCACGACAGUUUCAUGCCCGAGUCCGUGCUGUGGAAGGAGUGUAUGGAACACGGGCAGAAUGUAGAGGUGCUGCUGACAGGGCAUGUAUGAUUGAGCUCCGAUAGAUGGACUGGCCCAGAUGUAUGUGGUUGCUUCUCAUUUCUCCACAAUGGAUUUCUCUGUGUCAUCAGACAUAGUAGUAGAACUGCUGGAGGUAGCAAUCAACUUGAUUCUGUACACAAGGGAGAUAUAUCCUCAGUCUGUGUUCCAGAGAAGAAAAAAAUAUAACAUCCCAGUACAGAUGUGUAUCCAUCCUGAACUGAGGACAUACAUUAGUGAGUGUGUGAGCUCAAUUAGACCAGUAUUAGAGAAAGGAGAAGUCGAAAAAGUAGUGGUAGUUGUCCUAUCCUCGACUGGAGUUCCAGUCGAAAAAUUUGUCUUCGAGAUUGUACAGCGGCCAAUAAAACCUCACGAUAUCAGACAAGAUCCCCAGCUGACUCGCAUGGAAGAAGCUCUGAGAGCCUUUUGCCUCAAACUCAGCAUCAGCGACUCCUUGCUUCAGCCUCUCCCCUCCGGCUGCUCCUUUGUUAUGCAGAUUCAUGUUCCCGAGCAUGUGCCAAAUGCAAUGAGUACUGAUCAGCAGCAUCAGGAAUUCCCCUGGGUUGAAGCCGAGAAGGAACAAGUGGAGGUUCCAGACUCACAUAUCGUCCCCCUCAAGACCCUACAGACAGAGGUUUGCAAGAUGCAGCUAUAUGUUGAAGAGAGUGGCAACAAAAACAGUUCAUCUGAAUAAGAACAAAAAAAAAGAAAAAAAAGAGUAUGCUUGCAUCUUUUGGGCGACAUGUAUUUUAAGUCUGGGUGACUGGUUGACAGGCCAUUUAUCUUUUUUAUUUAUGCAAUUUUGAUUGUAUUCUGUUCUAGGAAUUACUAGAUGACCUUAACCAUGGAAUGUCAAAAAUCUUGGUGUGUUUUGGAUAUAAAAGUUCAGUUUAUUGUGUUAUAGUGUGGUUUAUCAUUGGUAAGCACGUUUCAUUCGUCUGAUGUCCGGUUUUGUUAGAUAUUUGUUUCGGAUAUUAGUAGAGAUGAAUUAGUACCUGGUGUGUACUUAGGUUAGACAGGCUGUGAUUUAUUUAUUUCAUAAUGAAGUGCCAGAUACCAAACCCUCCGAGACUAUUGCAUUAUCUUGAGAGUAAUGCAAAUAGUGUCCUUUCAGGAUAUAUCAUAUAUUCAUAUCAGUGUCUUUUGUAAAAGUGCUUGAAGAAACAGUAUUGAAAAUGUAAACUAUACCUUUCUUAUUUUUCCACAGUGAAGAAAAGUGAAACUAAAUAUUUAUGAAUGUGACCUAAAGAGCUACUUAACUUUUGUACACCCUAACCAUGAAUCCAGAUAUCAGUUGUUGUUGUUGUUGUUGCACUAAUUUAGACCACAUCAGGGAUCACAGCAUUGAUGGAAAUUCAAACACUGUAUACUAUUAUAAUAUGUAUGAAUUAAGCAUUAUAGAUUUAACAUUUUUUAUGAAUUAAAAGGUUGUGGGUAGGAAGAAAGUGCUUGAAAGCAAAUUAAAUUAUUUCUAGUUUUGCUUUUUUAUAGCUUUUCUUAUUCUGAAAAGUAAAUAAUAACACUUUUAAAAAAAGAGUCAGAAGUGUAAUGAUUAUGUACAAUUAAUGUGAUUAUUGAAGCUCUAAACAUAAUUUAUAGCAAAACCCAUUAAUGCUAUACCUGAUAUUUGAAUCAUGUUAACAUAAGUUAUACUUGUUGACUUUAUCUGAAUAGUUUUUGUUUUUAUGUUAUAUGAGACUGAUUUAGAUGAGAUUUCUGUGUCCAACAAGAAUGCAUCUAAAUGUUUGAGAAAUGUGGUUGUACUGACAGGGUUUGUGUUUUGCCAUAAAGCACGUUUCUUAAUAGGGAAUAUGAAUUGUCUUUAGUCAUUUUGCUGUGCUCACAGUGCAUCAAGGUGUAUGUAAUAGGGUUAACAAAGUGUAUGAUAAUAUUUUGCAGAAUUUUGUACUUUCCAGAUGUUUUUGUAUGAUAAAUAUAAUGUACAAAAUAAAAUGUAUCACUGUU